Messenger RNA from Aspergillus clavatus NRRL 1, 585 nucleotides. RefSeq lists its product as uncharacterized. The coding region runs from base 1 to 585 and encodes 194 amino acids. The transcript has 4 exons. The record is from RefSeq and is a predicted model, not a curated record. NCBI's taxonomy places the organism in Eukaryota, Fungi, Ascomycota, Eurotiomycetes, Eurotiales, Aspergillaceae.
AUGACGAUGGAGAACGGUCUUGAUACAGGUACAAUUGUCGGACGGAAUGUUCUCGACAGUUACAAUCCAUUACAGAGCGAGGCGAAGGGGGACUACAAACAGAUCAUCUUGAGUACGACUUCUCCUAACUCUUCUAGCGGACUCGGCGCGCGUGCCCGGAUCCUUCGAGCGUCUGAUGUGCUACUAUCGUUGGCUGGCAGGACGCAUGAUGCAACUGAGAAAUUUGCCGGUAUCGAAAGUUUCCAGGAAACGCUGCGCCUUUUCCCAUCCCUCAGAAAUGACGACGGGACCGCACUCAAUGCGGGAGAGGCCAAAUGCCCUGACUGUGAUGCUGUCUUCUCCGCGUACGACCGCAUUCCCAUAUCCUUGCGCGAAAUGCCUGUUGACAGAGACUACCAGCGACGAACUGAAACAACACUAUUUGACACGGUAUUGCCCAGGUACGGCUGUGGCAGUCUACAUGAUGACGCGGGAUCGGUUAUCGCUUGGAAAAACGGUUCAUACCUCUUGACUCUCGCCCACUCCGGUUCUUCUGCGAGCAUUGUGAAUCCUCAUUCGCUGCUGGAGAUAGGGACGAAGUCGUAG